Phytophthora nicotianae INRA-310 is the source of this 665-nucleotide messenger RNA. RefSeq lists its product as hypothetical. Gene Ontology annotation, molecular function: zinc ion binding; protein-folding chaperone binding. The transcript has a single exon. The record is from RefSeq and is a predicted model, not a curated record. Gene Ontology annotation, biological process: protein stabilization; protein import into mitochondrial matrix; protein folding. The coding region runs from base 26 to 586 and encodes 186 amino acids. Gene Ontology annotation, cellular component: mitochondrion. NCBI's taxonomy places the organism in Eukaryota, Oomycota, Peronosporomycetes, Peronosporales, Peronosporaceae.
ACACCAUUGACAUUCAUAAACCAAUAUGUGGCGUCGAGCGCUUGUGCGUUGCGCGCCAACGCUGCGAUCGUCGUGCGCUGCGCCCCAGUCGCUCUCGUCUCAGGCGCUGCGCCGGGUAUGCACAGCCAGCUCCUCCGCGUCUCAUCUGCUGCACGUUUCCAGAGCCUCGUUUCCGCACUUGCACAGCCAUAGUCGCUGCUUCGCCACUCAGAGCGGCGAUAUUGAACCACCAGUUUCGCCGACGACUUCCAGCGAGUCUACAGUCUCGGCCACCGAGUACUCUGGUGCACCUGGAGUAGAAAGCCCUGGUGAGAAGUUCGUGAUGGUCUACACGUGCAGCGUAUGCGAGACGCGCUCAGCCAAGACCAUCAGCAAGCACGCCUACUACAAUGGAGUGGUGCUGGUGCGUUGCCCUGGCUGCGAGAAUCUGCAUCUCGUCGCCGACCGGUUGGGCUGGUUUGAAGACGACUCGACGGACGUGGAGAGUCUGCUGAAGCAGAAGGGCGAGAGCGUCCGCUUCGUCACGGGUGAGAACGUUCUUGAACUCACAGAGAACGACAUCCUUGGCAGCAAGAGCGAGGAAUAGACGCCAAGUACAAUAACAGUGAGGAUUCUUUUGCAAAAUAGACAUUCUGUUCUUGCAGAGAACGCGUUGGAUACAUGCC